Molecule: messenger RNA, 636 nt
Organism: Mytilus trossulus (common blue mussel)
Lineage: Eukaryota; Metazoa; Mollusca; Bivalvia; Mytilida; Mytilidae
Exons: 4
Coding region: 33-590 (185 amino acids)
Source: RefSeq, a predicted model, not a curated record
GGGAUCGUGUGUGAACAGACCUGACAUAAACAAUGGAUUUUACAAUGGCGCCUUCGCAGUCAUGUUUCCAUAUUUUAAUAGUUUUGGUACUUACGUAUAAUGGAAAUGCCUAUACUCAGUCAGCACCAAGCGUAGGAAAAGUGUGUAACGAUGGCUGUCAUGUCUGCUUUAUGAAUGAAUACCACGAAAUUAUUAAGUUACCCAUUCAAAAGACCGGAAUAUGCGACACCACAGGAAAAAAACUCCUCAACGGCGACUUUGUUUGUAUGUAUGGUUACAAUUUCAGACCCAAGACCUAUUUGGUAAACGAAAACAUAACAACAACAGAUGGAUGUAACUCUUGUCUUUGCACACCACGUGGUGCUCUUUGUACAAAGGUUGCAUGCAAUAAUGCUGGUUUUGCUAAACCAAGUGAUGUCCCACUCUACGGAGACUGUAAUGACAAUGGAAGAUGGUACAAGUUUAAAGCAUUGUGGGAGGCUGAUGACGGAUGUAACACUUGCACAUGUGUUGGUAUAGGCAAUUACCAAGGGCCUUUUAUUUGUACACAAGGACUGUGUACCAACAAAGAAUCUGCAGUUGUUGGUUAAAAAUUGAAUUAUAAAAAAAAAAUCCAAAAAACCAACCGAAAACGUA